GACUUCAGAGUCCUGCAUCUUACAAAAUUGUAUUCGAGAGGUGUUCUAGAUUGAUUUCUUUUCUUUGUUUUGCAUGGAGAAAUAGAAAAAGAAUGAGUUGUUGGCGUGGUUCUAACUUUCAACUUCCAGUUGGACCCUGCACAAUAAUUCAUAAAAGUUAGAGUAAAUUUCACUUCGGGCCACCUUUUGUUACCUAUGUUUCACUUUGGACCACCCUUUAAACAAUAUUUUCACUUUGGACUGGGUAAACUUACCUUUAUUUCACUUUGGACCACCCAACUCUCUUCUCAAGCAUAUGAAUGAUCUUGAUUACGCCGUCUCCUACUCGUCAAUGAACUGCCACAGCUAUAUGUAAGACUAUUUCUUCGACAUAUUACAAGUUGGAUGUAGAUGGAUAAAAGAGUGAGGGUGGUCCAAUGUGAAACAAAGGUAAAAAUACCCGGUCCAAAGUGAAAACAUUGGUCCUAAGGUGGUCCAAAGCGAAACAUCGGUAAUAAAAGGUGGCCCAAAGUAAAAUUAACUCUAAAAGUUAAUUACAGACUGAAACCAAUUUCUAAGUUCAACAAAAAAAUAAUACAUUGGGUACUUGAAAGUACUUGGCACUGAAAAGAUUAGCUCCCAAAAAAAAAUAAUUCUACAGUAAGAUUUACACUGUACCGUAAAAUAUAAAGUGGAAAAAUGACAGAUUGAUGCUUUUGUUCUACAAAUUAGGAUGUGGUAGUCCCCUAAAAAAAUUGAAACGUGAUAAAUACCACUAGAUCAUGGAUGGAGCUACCUAAUCUUUGCAUCAACAUACAACUUCCCUUAUUAGGUGAGAUAUCCUUUUCAGAUAUGUAUGCCCCCUUGGUAGGAAAUCCGCAAACCAUGUAAUUAGCCAAAAAAAAAGAAGAAGGAGAAGACAUAACAGAUGGUUCUUUUAGAAGGUAGUAGUUCCACUGAUCAUUUGAUUCAGAUCAUGAGAAUCAGUAGGUAACACAUUUUCAAUAGAAAAUGACUGAAAAGUUUUGGUUCAAAUAGAUAAACCACGGGAAACACCAAAGGAACACAGGCUGGUUGUUCUCCAAUGAUACCAUGAUGAAUUUUGCAGCAAAACCCAGACGCUUAAAUCUGAGAAAAUGCAGAGGUUAACAUGGAAAAUGACUAACAACCAAAAUUAUGAGAAAAAUUGACUAAGUUCUAAUAAUCACAUGUAGGAUUACUAUUUGGAGUGUCCAGAGACCAAAUUAUGGUUUGCAUUUGAGUAUUCCAUAGCUUGCAAGAACUUCAUUUUUGCAGGAUUGCAGUUCCCUAGCUUCAGAAGAAUAGGUCACCUAGCCUAUAGGAUUACUUAGCUUUACUUCAAAGUAAAAGCUACUUUUGUGCACAAUGAUUAUCUGGGAUGUUGGGCAUGUGUGGUUGAGGAAGUAGUACCUGAUACCAUUUUCCAGCUUUGCUUUUGUCCAUAAAGAGAGCUGUUCAUACAAAAGAAUCACAACAAAUUCACUACACAUCUCAUACCCAAAAGAUCAUUGCUAGCUAAAUACAGGAAAUAUAUUUUUAUUUUAAAUUCCUAAGAGACAAUUACAGCUCAAGCAACAUGUUCUUGUGUCCUUGGUUGGCCUCCAUGUGACAGAUGAUUAGGUUGACCUUAGUACAACCAAACCCUCAACUCAGCUCAACUAUUCCAAUUUCCAACCAAGAAACCAGAAAACAAAAUCCUAAAUAGCACAGGAUCCAACUAUUAUUCCUCAUGCUCUUCUCUUAGGUUCUCUUAGGAUCAAGUAAAACAAAUAAAGAUUCAGAGAAAAUAAAAUAAUAACAAUAAAAAAAUCAUCACCCUUUAUGGUAUUUGAUUGACCCAGUUGGAGCAAUGAGCCAAUGACACUCUGUCAAAACUACAUCGUGCAAGCCACACUGCAAAAUCAUCCUCGACCAACCACAAUCAAUGCCUGCAAUUUGCCGGUGUCAAUUUAGCUGUCACUCUCCAGCAACUGCCCUACCAUGUAUGAUGCUCCUGUAUUCUGUCUGUAUAUAUAUAUCAUACAGCACCAUUAGCCUUUUUUAAUCCAGAUCAAGGGGCUCCAUUAGUGCACCUAUACAGAGACCCGAAACCAACAGCUCAGAAUUUCUCAGUCUUCUCGUUCACAUUGAAAGCUUGAAGCUUUCAGUCUUCUCUUCUGCAGCUCUGCUUAGCUUCCCCUGAUUAUCCCAAAGCUUCAGUUCCAUCCAAUCAGCAGCUUUGAACUGAGCAAGGAAGUGAAGAACAAGGAAAGAAAGAUAUGGAAGCCUUAACCAAAGUCAUGGACAAGGUCAAGGAAGUGAAGAGUAACCCAGAAGUGGUGGAGAAGCUGGACAAGGUCAAGGAAGACAUCAGCAGCCUUGCUCAUGCUUUACAUCUGGGAAAACAUGAUAAGGAACAUGAAUCUGAGGAGAAGGCAAAGGAAGGUGAGACUGCGAAAAGGGCCGACGAGGGCGCCUCUGCCAGCAAGUCUGAAGAUUCAGGUGUGGUAGUACAAGCUGUGGAAGAGAUUCAGGCCGUUGUCACAGCUGUGCAGCAGCAGCUGCACACAGAAGGAGCUGCAGCUGAAACUCCCAAUGAGGCUGCUGCUGCUGAAACUUCAGCAGAAGGAGAGAAGCCUGAAGAAUCAAAGAGAGAUGUAGAGAAGGAUGAUCCGUCGAAGCGGCUCGACUUCAAGGGCUUCUUUGCCAUGAUAUUUGAGAGGUGCUGCAACCCUGGGAACAAGAAGAAAGAUUAAGCUUGGAAGAAAAUGAUGUGGAUUUUUUUUGUUUUUUUGUUUUUGUGUGUGUGUUCUUGGAGACUGAAGAAUGAUGUGCAUGGGAUUGUGGGAUGGUGUACAGUUUGCAGUUUGUGUGUUUUCUUCAGAGUUAAUUGUCUGCUUUUGGUGUUUUAUCCUUUUAUGUGUUGAUGGAUGUAUGUCAAAGAGUACUUUGUGAAAUUCUUGUUAGCCUUGUGAGCUUGAUCUUACUUAUGUGAAUGAAAGAAUUUAUUUAUUUAUUUUAAAAAA
Molecule: messenger RNA, 3005 nt
Organism: Oryza sativa Japonica Group (Japanese rice)
Lineage: Eukaryota; Viridiplantae; Streptophyta; Magnoliopsida; Poales; Poaceae
Product: late embryogenesis abundant protein 19-like
Source: RefSeq, a predicted model, not a curated record